AUGACAUUAACAUUUCUCUUGGCCUUGCUAGCAAUAUUGUGUAGUACAAGUGUUCUAGGCGCCGAAGAUGAUCUAUACAUCAAUAUCACUAUACUCCAAAGCGCAACUGCCCAAGGCGCAGUAUGCCUAGAUGGAAGUCCACCAGCAUAUCAUCUGGAUAGAGGACAUGGUAGUGGAGUUAGCAGCUGGAUUAUCUACUUGGAUGGAGGUGGCUGGUGCGACAGUAUCCCAGAUUGCCUUGAUCGUUCAACUAAGGCCUUAGGUUCUACCAAGCAGAUGAAACAACAAGGUUUUUUCGCUGCAUUACUUCAUAAUAGUUCCAAACAAAAUCCACAGUUUUACAAUUGGAAUAGAGUGAGGGUGAAGUAUUGUGACGGUUCAUCUUUCACUGGUGAUGUUGAACAAGUUGACCCCGAGAACAAGCUGUUUUUUAGAGGGGCAAGAAUAUUUAAGGCUAUUAUGAAAGAUCUAUGGAGCAAAGGAAUGAAUAAUGCUGAAAAUGCAAUUCUAUGUGGAACUUCAGCAGGAGGGUUGGCAACAAUUUUGAACUGUGACAAUUUCAAAUCCCUCCUGCCAGAGAAUGUCAAAGUAAAGUGUGUUGCAGAUGCGGGCUUCUUCAUCAAUGGGAAGACAAUCUCUGGUACUUCAGAUAUUCAAGAGAUGUAUCGAAAAAUUGUUAACCUACAUGGAUCAGCUAAGAAUUUGCCGUCAGCUUGUACUUCUGUGAUGGAACCAAGUCUAUGUUUUUUUCCUGAGAAUGUUGUUCCAUACAUUCAGACUCCACUCUUCAUAAUCAAUUCAAUCUAUGAUACAUGGCAGAUUAAAAACAUUUUGAUUCCUGAAAAACUCGAUCCUCAACAUACCUGGAAGGAUUGCAAGAGUAACAUAAGUGGCUGCACAUUUAGCCAGCGUAUAAUUAUUCAAGCAUUUGGUGUGGAGUUUUUGAAGAAAUUCGAGGGACUACCCCCUUGUUUUACGAGAGGUUACUUCCUCACAUCUUGCUAUUCUCAUGGUGGAAUUCUUUCACUAACAUAUUGGUUUAGUGCUAGCUCUCCAAGGUUACUUAAUAAGACAAUCAAUGAAGCUGUUGCGGAUUGGCUUGCAGAUGUUGUACCUGCUGCUUAUUUCGGG
Solanum tuberosum (potato) is the source of this 1131-nucleotide messenger RNA. RefSeq names its product pectin acetylesterase 8-like. The record is from RefSeq and is a predicted model, not a curated record. Gene Ontology annotation, cellular component: plant-type cell wall. The annotation marks the transcript as partial. The transcript is spliced from 13 exons. Gene Ontology annotation, molecular function: pectin acetylesterase activity. Gene Ontology annotation, biological process: cell wall organization. NCBI's taxonomy places the organism in Eukaryota, Viridiplantae, Streptophyta, Magnoliopsida, Solanales, Solanaceae.